AUGCUGGGCCAAGCUGUGAGGAGGUUCACUACCUCUGCUGUACGGUCUUCACAUUAUUCCGAAGGACCCGGAAAGAAUUUGCCAUUUUCUGUGGACAACAAGUGGCGCCUGCUGGCCAUGAUGACCACAUCAAAUCUUGAAGAAGUAAAGAUGUUCAACAUAUCACCCCACUGGUGGUCUGCUGGAACAUAUUCAUCAAAGUUUUGUCCUUGCAAAUUAAAUAAAACCUGUUUAAUUUUAUUGUAA
This is a messenger RNA of Knipowitschia caucasica, 246 nucleotides long. The record is from the annotation of a GenBank genome assembly. Lineage: Eukaryota; Metazoa; Chordata; Actinopteri; Gobiiformes; Gobiidae.